Molecule: messenger RNA, 1737 nt
Organism: Oryza sativa Japonica Group (Japanese rice)
Lineage: Eukaryota; Viridiplantae; Streptophyta; Magnoliopsida; Poales; Poaceae
Product: aspartic proteinase nepenthesin-1
Cellular component (GO): extracellular region
Source: RefSeq, a predicted model, not a curated record
UCUACACAGAAUCUCUGGUUUUCCCAACUGUCAGAGAAGUAGAGAACAUUCCAGCUUAGUUGAACUUCUCACAAAAAAAAAAGGUACUCCAGGCUGCCUCCAAUGGCGGACCGAAUCCCUGCUGUUGCCGCUGCCAUUGCCAUUGCCUCCCUAAUCCUCGUCGUUACGCCGGAAAUGGUCUCCUCCGGCUUCAUUCCACGGUUCAAGCUAAGCCCAAAGGCAAAUAAGCAGAUCCGGGACAUAUUCAAGGACCAUGCCGCGGACUUGGCCGGCCUCGCCGCGGACGCCAUCCCCAGCAAGGGCGAGGGCGAAGGCAGCAGCAGUGACCCAAGUCAGGCCCCGGCCACCACCGGCGGAACCUACCUCAUCACCGUCGGUGUCGGCACGCCUCCGCAGUAUGUCUACGGCGCGUUCGACAUCUCCAGUCAGUUCGUGUGGGUGCCAUGCGAGGAGUGCGUGAGCCCCUACUCCUGCCCCAGCGACAAAACCGGCGUUUACAAGACGCUGCCCCGGGAGCUUUACUCAUGCGGAGAACAGCGCUGCCGGACAAUCGUCGGGCAGCCGGACUGCGGCGCACCGUAUAAUGGCCCAUGCAAAUACACCUGCAGGUACGGUGGUGCGGGCGGAACGGAAACGGAAGGACACCUCGGCCUCCAACCGUUCACGUUAGGUGACAACACGAUGCCAGUCAAUAUGAUUUUCGGGUGUGGCCUCGAACCCGAAACAAACUUCGGCGUGAUCGGCCUAAACAGGGGGAGACUCUCCCUCAUUUCGCAGCUACAACUCGGGCGGUUCUCCUACUACUUCGCCCCUGAAUACGACGACACCGCCGCCGGCAACGCAAGCUUCAUCCUCUUCGGCGAAUACGCCGUCCCGCAGACCAGCAAUCCCCGGUACACUCAGUUUUGGUCCUACGAAAACGGUGCCUACAGCUACCUUUACCUCGUUGGGCUCUCCGGUAUGCGAGUCGGCAGCAACAACCUCAACAUGUUGGGUGCGGGGUCGGGCGGCCGAGACCCACUCGUUGCGUACCUCAGCACCUCCGUGCCCAUCACCUUUCUCGAGAAGAACGCCUACGACCUUCUAAGGCGGGAGCUGGUCAGCACGGUGGGGUCCGACACCGUGGACGGCUCUGCGCUCGGCCUUGACCUGUGCUACACGAGCCAGUACCUGGCCAAGGCCAAGUUCCCCGCCAUGGCGCUCGUGUUCUGGGACGGCGCGGUCAUGGAGCUGCAGCCGCGGAACUACCUCUACCAGGACACGGCUACCGGGCUGGAGUGCCUGACGAUACUGCCGACGGCGGUGGCCGGCGGGCUGUCGCUCCUCGGCAGCCUGAUCCAGACGGGCACGCACAUGAUGUACUACGACAUCCAGAUCCAGGGCCGCGGGUCGCUGUGGUUCGAGUCGUUCGACCAGCCGUCCAAGUCGUCCAACCGGGCGUCCUCGGCUUCGGCUGCCGCGUUGCCGCGGAUCAUCUCGACGGCUGCGGCGAUCGCCUGUUCCGUGUGGUCUGUCGUGGCGUGCAUGUUCGUGUGAACUGCUUGUGUUGUGCUACGGAUGGACUGAGAUAUGUGUUAUUAGAACUAUCUUAAAAAAAACUUCGCAAUUUUUUUUUAUAAAACUUUCAAAUGUAAGUAUAGUGUAACUAUAUUAUAAUAACUUAUAUAUAACUAGAAAGUAACUACAUUGUAACUCGUAUAUAAUUUAUACGUAACUAAAAUAAAAAUAUCCAAAAAA